AUGGCCUUCACCAUCUCACCAUCUAAAGAGCUCAAUGAUACUGUAGUGUCAUUAUCUAGGUCUUUAAUAAGACCAAUAACGGAAGCUUCAAAUCAUUUAUUUGCUGUUGAGUUUGAUACAUUCAAAGUCCUGAGUUACGACAUCGACGGCAACCACGUUGGCAUCGACAUCAACAGCUUGAUCUCUAAUGAGUCUUCAACUGCAGCUCACAUCGAUGAAAGUGCUGCAGCUCCUGAGAUAUUGAAAUGGACGGGGAUUUCACUUGCUAUAGUGGUUGGAUCAAUCGUUAUACUCGUCGUGGGUAUCUUUUUCUUCAUUAGAUGGAGAACAUUUCGACUAGAAGCAAAGUUUAUGUUUGACUUAAUGAGUGAAGCAAAGGAGCUUGAGAUCGAUGGAAAGAAAGGCGCCAAUUUGAAAGUAUAUAAAUUGUCAUCCAUUAUGCUAGCUACAGAUGAUUUCUCAUCUGAAACUAAACUUGGAGAGGGUGGUUUUGGACCUGUUUACAAGGGUUUGUUGCCUGACGGGCAAGAGGUAGCAAUAAAGAGGCUAUCAGGAAGUUCCAAACAAGGACUAGUGGAAUUCAAGAAUGAGCUUAUAAUUGUAGCUAAAUUACAACACACCAAUCUGGUGCGGCUCUUGGGUUCUGCAUUCAAGGGCAAGAGAAAAUAUUGGUCUACGAAUACAUGCCAAAUAAAAGCUUGGACACAUAUAUUUUUGAUGAAUCUAAAAGCAAGUUGUUUGAUUGGAACAAAUGUUUUAACAUCAUUGAAGAAAUAGCUCACGGACUACUUUAUCUACACAAGUAUUCAAGAUUGAAAAUAAUUCACAGAGACUUGAAAGCCAACAAUAUAUUACUAGACAAAACUAUGAAUCCCAAGAUAUCAGACUUUGGUAUGGCAAAAGUUUUUAUCAAAAGUCAAUCUGAAGCAAAUACGAAUAGAGUUGUGGGCACACGUGGUUAUAUGGCUCCUGAAUACGCU
Molecule: messenger RNA, 980 nt
Organism: Pistacia vera
Lineage: Eukaryota; Viridiplantae; Streptophyta; Magnoliopsida; Sapindales; Anacardiaceae
Product: G-type lectin S-receptor-like serine/threonine-protein kinase B120
Exons: 6
Coding region: 1-777 (258 amino acids)
Biological process (GO): protein phosphorylation
Molecular function (GO): protein kinase activity; carbohydrate binding; ATP binding
Source: RefSeq, a predicted model, not a curated record